CAUCAUUGCCAUUGGGUCCUAACUGCCGUCAUUUCCUUUAGUCAACUACAGAAACGCCUGCUUGAAGAAGUACGAGGCAGCGGGCCACGUUUUUGUGAAGGAUGUGUUGUUAGUUUUUGGUCACCGUCUUGGUCAAGGUAAUGUGAAUAAUCCUGUGAUUGACUUUAUUCACCGAUAACUUCCGGAAAGUGAUCGUAGGAGAGAAACUGUUCCUCGGUAACCUCAGUUUAACCAACUUGUAGUUUUGACCCGCCAAAAGCCACAGAGAGGUUCACCGAGGAAGUGACCAUUUUGUACGUACGUAGUUAUUUUCGAUAACGGUAUUAACGUUAUUUUUAUCCUCCUGGGAAAAAAAUGAGUGGCGGAUUCAACUUUGGGCAAGCCUCCACGGGCUUCGCUUUCGGAGCUCAGAAGACCACAGCCGCAGCCCCCGGCACGGGCUUUGGGAUGACAAGCGCCACACCUGCGGCUCCGGGAGGGGGCUUCUCAUUCGGCACUGCACCUCAGGCCACCUCCAACCCUACCGGCUCUUUCAGCUUUGGCACCCCAGCAAAAAGCACAGCAGCCGCCGGAGGCUUCUCUUUUGGGACCCCGACCACCGCCUCCGCAUUUGGCAUGGGUGCGACCCCUCAAACCACAGCAGCUGCAGGGCUGACUUUAGGCUCCAUGGCAACUCCAGCUGCGGGGUCAGGGUUCACCCUGGGCACGGGUUUGACUGCACAGACCACCGCUGCCGCCCCUGCAGGAGGGGGCUUCACCUUUGGGACUCCUUCUCAAGCUCAGCCCCAGUUUACAGCACCACCACCAGCAGCUGCAGCACCACCAACAACAGCUGCAGCACCACCAACAACAGUUGCAGCACCACCAACAGGCGCAGCAACAGCAAUCACAGGGUCAGGUGGCCUCUCAUUCGGAGGGUUCAGCUUUGGAGCAACCAAGGUCCAAGUGACCACAGCCGCACCGUCAACUGCUGCUGCUGCCCCAGGAGGGGGCUUCAGCUUUGGCACCAGUGCUCCCUCCAACCUCACCCUGGGCACCCAGUCCCAGCCAGCCUCCACCGCUGCAGCCACAACAGGUGCGGGUGGAGGAUUUCCCUUUGGGAUUAAACCCUCAUCAACCCCAGCUCCUCCUGCAUCGACCCAGACAGCCCAAGCUUUAGGCCCGUCUCUCUUUGCUUCACCUAUCUCUACAGCUGCCACUGCCACUGCAACAGGUACAGGUUUUACUUUGGGUGUAGCUCCAACUUCAGCAGCAAGCACUGCCGCUGCACCAACCACAGCAGCUGGUGGAGGUCUGUCUUUUAUGCUCAAACCUCUGGGGGCAGCUACCACCACCUCCACCCCUGCCCCUGCCCCUGCUGCCACAACUGCAGCUGCCACAACAGGGGCUGCUACAGCCUUUACACUGGGGCUCAGACCUACAUCCGGAAUAAGUGCAACAACAACUGCUACAGUCACAACAAUCACUACAACCACUGCUCCGCCAGUGAUGACCUACGCCCAGCUGGAGGGUCUCAUUAACAAGUGGAGUCUUGAGCUUGAGGACCAAGAGAGACAUUUCUUACAGCAGGCAACUCAGGUGAAUGCCUGGGACCGCAUGCUGGUGGAGAAUGGUGAGAAGAUCACAGCCCUGCAUAAGGAGAUGGAGAAGGUGAAGCUGGACCAGAGGAGGCUAAACCAGGAGCUUGAUUUCAUCCUGUCCCAACAGAAGGAGCUGGAGGACUUACUCUGCCCGCUUGAGGAGUCGGUGAAAGAGCAAAGUGGAACCAUCUACAUGCAGAACGCCGACGAGGAACGUGAAAGAACGUACAAGCUUGCAGAGAACGUGGACGCACAGCUGAAGAGGAUGUCGCAGGACCUGAAGGAGAUCAUCGAGCACCUGAACACAUCCAGCGGCCCAGCAGAUACCAGUGACCCACUUCAGCAGAUCUGUAAAAUUCUCAACACUCACAUGGAUUCACUUCAGUGGAUUGAUCAGAACUCGGUUCUUCUGCAGAGAAGAGUGGAGGAAGUGUCCAAGUUGUGUGACAACCAGCGCAAGGAGCAGGAGAAGACCUUUCGUUUAACAUUUGACUGAUCUGAAAUAAAAAUGCUUACACGUAUUCUGGCAUAAUGCUAAUUUUGGGAGGGAAGUCGUAAACAGGGAACUCCUGGUUUGUUUGUUUUUUUUUUGUUUGUUUGUUUUUUUUUUUUUUUUUUUUUUUUAAGGGGUCGAGAUGUUUUGGAUGCAAAACCAAAGCAUUUAUCACAAUUCCUGUUAUCUUGCUUUUUCCCCAUCGUUGUUUUGAGUCGUUUGGGCUGCAUAAAGAUUGAUAUUUUCAACGCAAUAGCUUUUAUAUAGAGUAGUGGAAAUGAUAAUCUGUUCCCAUGUAAAUGCUAUGUUUGUUCUAAAUAGUAUGAUUAAAUAAAUCUCACAAGUAA
Messenger RNA from Siniperca chuatsi (mandarin fish), 2420 nucleotides. RefSeq names its product nucleoporin 62 like (gene nup62l). Gene Ontology annotation, molecular function: structural constituent of nuclear pore; phospholipid binding. NCBI's taxonomy places the organism in Eukaryota, Metazoa, Chordata, Actinopteri, Centrarchiformes, Sinipercidae. Bases 355 to 2076 code for a protein of 573 amino acids. The record is from RefSeq and is a predicted model, not a curated record. Gene Ontology annotation, biological process: RNA export from nucleus; protein import into nucleus. Gene Ontology annotation, cellular component: nuclear pore central transport channel; nuclear pore. The transcript is spliced from 2 exons.